Messenger RNA from Penicillium oxalicum, 3975 nucleotides. RefSeq lists its product as uncharacterized. The transcript is spliced from 4 exons. Gene Ontology annotation, cellular component: mitochondrion; cytosol. Gene Ontology annotation, molecular function: metal ion binding; metalloendopeptidase activity. Gene Ontology annotation, biological process: peptide catabolic process. The coding region runs from base 1 to 3975 and encodes 1324 amino acids. NCBI's taxonomy places the organism in Eukaryota, Fungi, Ascomycota, Eurotiomycetes, Eurotiales, Aspergillaceae. The record is from RefSeq and is a predicted model, not a curated record.
AUGCACUUUGCCAUUUCAAUCCGAAUUGCCGUGGCCGCUUCUUUCGCUGCUGGGUUAGUCCAUGCUGGCAAGGUCGGCGAUGCCAUUGUCCAGAACAACUGCCACAACAAGGUCUACCUCUGGUCUGUUGGGGGCUCCGUCGGCGAGCGACAGACCCUCGAGCCAGGCAAUCAAUAUGUCGAGAAACUACACUAUGAUGAUACUUCGGGAGGCAUCUCUAUCAAGAUCACACGCACCAAAAAUGGACUGUACGAUGGCAGCCCGCAGUUGAAUUUCCAAUACGCCCUUACAGACCACCUCUACUACGCCCUGUCAGCGGUGUUUGGCAAUCCGUUUUCGAGUGACACCUUGCUUGUGCAUCCGUCCGUUGACACCUGUAACAAUAUCUGCUGGGUUGAAAGAGACUGGACUAAAGCCAGAGAGCAGACGGAGACCUGUAGCACAAACGCAGAUAUUACUCUUGUCUUGUGCGCGGAAUCUUGGCCGAUCCUCGUGACUGCGCCACCGCCUACCACCCCUCAGCAGCCCCCGGCAGAUGCGUCAACCAAACUCCUCACCGCCCAAAUCCUGACCAAGUCGCCGAGCCCCUCGGCUGAGGGUCUCCCCUCUAACGUUCUUUCCUCCACGUCUCCAGUCAUGUCUCAAAUUCAGCGCAUCACAGAAAGCUUGGAGAAGCCGGACCUAGACGAUCGCUCAUACAGGGUCAUUCGCUUGCCGAACAAACUGGAAGCCCUACUGGUCCAUGACCCAGAUACCGACAAAGCAAGUGCUGCCGUCAACGUCAAUGUCGGCAACUUCUCUGAUCAAGAUGAUAUGCCGGGAAUGGCCCAUGCGGUGGAACACUUGUUGUUUAUGGGAACGAAGAAGUACCCGAAGGAGAAUGCCUACAAUCAAUACCUCGCUGCUCAUUCCGGCUUAUCCAAUGCCUACACCGCCGCCACCGAGACGAAUUACUUCUUCGAAGUGUCAGCCACCGGCGAUUCCAGCCCUGCUCCCUCGACGGGGCAGAACGACUCGGCGGAGUCGACGGGCGCGAGUGAUCAAGUUGCCGAUAAGUCGUCUUCAGACAGCGCUGCAGACUCCGACAAGAAGUCUCCACUCUAUGGAGCCCUGGACCGAUUCGCCCAAUUCUUCGUGUCCCCCCUCUUCCUCGAAUCGACGCUUGACCGUGAAUUGCGAGCAGUCGACUCUGAAAACAAGAAGAACUUGCAAAGCGACCUCUGGCGACUGAUGCAAUUGAAUAAGUCACUUUCUAACCCCAAGCACCCAUAUCACCAUUUCUCUACCGGUAACCUGCAGACAUUGAAAGAAGACCCGCAAAAGCGUGGUCUGGAGGUCCGCAGUGAGUUCAUUCGGUUCUACGAAAAACAUUACUCGGCCAAUCGGACGAAGUUGGUCGUCUUAGGGCGAGAGAGCUUGGAUGUCCUCGAAGGAUGGGUCGCAGAACUAUUCGCGGAUGUGGAAAAUAAGGAUCUGCCCCAGAACCGCUGGGAUGACGUGCAGCCUUUCUCUGAGGAGGAUAUGUGCACGCAGGUCUUCGCCAAGCCAGUCAUGGAAUCGCGUUCAAUGGACAUGUACUUCCCGUUCCUGGACGAGGAGAACCUCAAUGACGUUCAACCCAGUCGAUACAUCAGCCAUUUGAUUGGCCACGAAGGCCCGGGCAGUAUCCUAUCGCAUCUCAAAGCGAAGGGGUGGGCCAACGGACUGUCCGCGGGGGCCAUGCCUAUUUGCCCUGGAUCUGCUUUCUUCACCAUCUCGGUCCGCUUGACUCCCGAAGGUCUCAAGCUGUACCAGGAAGUUGCGAAGGUGAUCUUUGAGUACAUUUCCAUGAUCAAGGAGCGGGAGCCAGAACAAUGGAUCUUCGAUGAGAUGAAGAACCUCGCCGAGGUGGAUUUCCGCUACAAGCAGAAGACACCCGCCAUCCGCUUCACCAGCCGCCUGAGCAGUGUCAUGCAGAAGCCUAUGCCCCGUGAGUGGCUGCUCAGUGGAUCCCUGUUGCGACGAUUUGACCCGGAGGUCAUCAAGAAUGCCAUGUCCUACUUGCGAGCCGACAAUUUCCGUCUCAUCAUUGUCUCCCAAGAUUACCCUGGCGAGUGGGAUCAGAGGGAAAAAUGGUACGGCACCGAGUACAAGGUCGAGAAAAUCCCUCAUGACUUCCUGAGCGGCAUUCAGAAGGCCCUGCGAUCUACCGAGACCACCCGCACGUCUAGUCUGCACAUGCCUCACAGGAACGAAUUCGUCCCUACUCGUCUGUCGGUUGAGCGGAAAGAAGUCGCAGAGCCUGCGAAAAUACCCAAGCUCAUUCGUCACGACGAUCGGGUUCGGUUGUGGUUCAAAAAGGAUGAUCGUUUCUGGGUGCCCAAGGCUACUGUGCAUGUCACACUGCGCAACCCUCUGGUGUGGACGACCCCUGCCAAUCUGAUCAAGACCAAGCUUUACUGUGAAUUGGUUCGUGAUAGCCUAGAUGAGUACUCUUAUGAUGCAGAGCUUGCUGGGUUAGACUACCACUUGUUCACCACCACCCUCGGUCUGGAAAUUUCGGUCGGGGGUUAUAACGACAAAAUGUCGGUUCUUUUGGAGAAGGUCUUGAAGACGAUGUCUGGACUUUUGGUCAAUCAGGGCCGGUUCAAUAUUAUCAAGGAGCGUCUGGCUCGGGCCUUCCGCAAUGCAGAGUAUCAGCAACCCUUCCACCAAGUUGGUGACUAUGACCGAUACUUGUUGUCCGAGCGCAGCUGGAUCAACGAACAAUACAUUGAGGCUUUGGAGCACAUUGAAGCCGAAGAUGUGAUCAAAUUCUUCCCGUCACUGCUGGAGCAGACUCAUAUCGAGGUUCUGGCUCAUGGCAACCUGUACAAGGAAGAUGCACUUCGUAUGACAGACAUGGUCGAGAAAAUUCUUGGGGGCCGCACCCUCCCUGCCUCUGACUGGUAUCUUUACCGCAACAUGAUCAUUCCCCCGGGCGGCAACUACAUCUACCCUCGCACCCUGAAGGAUCCUGCGAACGUCAACCAUUGUAUCGGAUAUUACCUGCAUAUUGGAUCAUUCUCUGACGAUGUCCUUCGUGCCAAGUUGCAGCUGUUCUCGCAACUGACAGAUGAGCCCGCAUUUGAUCAAUUGCGAAGCCAAGAGCAACUCGGGUACGUUGUGUGGAGUGGCUCUCGCUACAACACCACGACCAUGGGAUACCGUGUCAUUAUCCAGAGCGAGCGCAAUGCGCAGUAUUUGGAAUCUCGAAUUGAUGCGUUUUUGACGCAGUUUGGACAAACGCUGGAAAAGAUGUCCGACGAUGAGUUUGAGGGUCACAAGCGCAGUGUCAUCAAUAAGCGCCUGGAGAAGCUCAAGAACCUUGGCUCCGAGACGGGUCGCUUCUGGUCUCAAGUUCGUUCAGAGUAUCUGGACUUUUUGCAACAUGAGACAGAUGCUGCUUGCGUGCGUGUCUUGGGUAAGGUGGACUUGAUCGAAUUCUUCAAACAAUACAUCGAUCCGUCGUCGCCGACCCGAGCCAAGCUAUCAGUCUAUUUGAACGCACAAUCCGAUGCUGCUUCAACCGAGACGGGUCCUGUCCAACAAAGGACUCGCCUCAUUGAGGCAGUGAAGGAGGACUUGGAUAGUGCUGGACUGACUGUCAACAGCGACACCCUGACAGCAGCAUUCGAGCAACUGGACAUGGCAGUCGUAGACCUCUCUCAGAUCAUGUACAUUCUCAAAGGGUUUUUGGCUACAGAACUGCCAGAAUCUGCUAGGCAGAAUCAUGCAGUGAUCAGCAAGCUGGAAGCGAAGCUCGGUGCUCAGUUGAAGCAGCUUGGGCUGGGUACGAAGGAACACGCCGAUAGUGCGAACGGCACCUCGAGCAACUUGCCAAAACCUGUCAUUGUCGAAGAUGUGCGAUCGUUCAAAGCUCGUCUGCCUGUCAGCACUGGACCCGUGCCCGUGUCAGAUCUGACGGACUACGAGGACUUUGAAGCGAAGCUAUGA